Messenger RNA from Pelobates cultripes (western spadefoot toad), 489 nucleotides. The record is from the annotation of a GenBank genome assembly. Lineage: Eukaryota; Metazoa; Chordata; Amphibia; Anura; Pelobatidae.
CGGGCAACUCCUGUCCCAGGCCUGCAGGCCCAAAAUGGCGGACGUCUUUCACACCAUGGGGAUGGAGUCACUCUCUGCCUCAGAGGAUGAAUACUUGAGUGAUAUGCCGACCCCGACACCCCAAAGGAAGCAACAAACAGCGCCACCAAGGCAGUCAGAACCGCCACUAGCCACCAAGGCUGACCUAACAGGCAUGGUGACUGACCUUAAGGCAUUCUUCACGGCUGAAUUGGCAGGCCUCAAGACGGAGCUGAGCACACUUACAGGCCGCAUGAGAGCCACGGAAGACGCAGUCCAGGACCUGAGAGUCUAACAAGAUGCCACGACAAAGAAAACGCUCGAGCUCACAACCUCAUGCUCCCAGCUAAACGCCCGAGUAGGGCAACUCGAAGAUAUGGCGCGACAGAGAAAUGUCAAGGUGAGGGGGAUACCAGACACUGUGACGGCAGAUGAACUGCCAUCCCUCAUAAAGAGACUGCUACAAACCGC